Molecule: messenger RNA, 680 nt
Organism: Baudoinia panamericana UAMH 10762
Lineage: Eukaryota; Fungi; Ascomycota; Dothideomycetes; Mycosphaerellales; Teratosphaeriaceae
Exons: 1
Coding region: 279-530 (83 amino acids)
Source: RefSeq, a predicted model, not a curated record
GAAGCACAAGGUAUCCCACAGUCAAAACGUGCCGCAGCACAAGCUAUCCCACAGCAGCAGAUGUGCUCUCCAGGCCAAGUUGGCGACAAGUCCCAGAGGGCGAGAAAGCGGUUAACCACCCUACAGAUGCUGCCUAGUGCUUGCCAGGCACGUGUUGCAACACCAGUAAAGCAGUCGUUCGAAUUUGUCGAGCAAGCUUCUUGCCUUCAAGCGUAAGCUGCAAAAACUGAACAUGUUUCACCUAGGAAUUAUGAGUUGGUAUACUCUCACGCCCAAUAAUGAAGGUCCAGCCAUGUAUCACAGCAAACAAACCAUCCGGCUCAUCAAGCCAACGCCUUGCUCAGCAUGGUACCUAUGCCGAAGGUGAUAAGCCUCAAGCAUGGACCAAGCAACCAGCCAUCUCGGUCGAUCAACCAGCUGUCACACUGUCCCGACCAUGUAAGGAACAGGAAGAAAACGUGCAAGGAGGCGGGGCGUCGCAGUUCUUAUACCUCUCAAGUCGGCUCCACGGACCAGCACGAAAAUGGUGACUGGGGCGUGUGACCGCUCAACGUGAUCUCGCAGCGUCAUACUCCAUUAUACGUGCAUGGUUGAGUAAUUGGAAACGGAAUCGACGUGAGUGCGGAAGGCGCGAUCUUCCGAUUCUGGAAAGCAGCGCACGGCAGAGAGCAUACACAAAG